Chiloscyllium plagiosum (whitespotted bambooshark) is the source of this 8229-nucleotide messenger RNA. Lineage: Eukaryota; Metazoa; Chordata; Chondrichthyes; Orectolobiformes; Hemiscylliidae. The record is from RefSeq and is a predicted model, not a curated record.
GCCAAAUGAUAAGUGUUUAUCCAACUCAGUGCUGGUGUAUAGCAAUCAGGCAGCACAUGAAGAAUUAUGUCAUGCUCAUGCUGUGAUGACCCUCAAAGUGGUUCCUUUUGCUCUCCACUGCAGUUCCCUGCUAUCUAGGACCAAACAAACCUGAAGAUUCCACUUGUGGGGUCAAAGGGACCGCUGUUCCAGAGAAUGCAUCAUCACUUGCCUUUCUCCAAAUUCGAUCAGCGCAGUUAUAUCCAAGUGGAUUGCAUAUAGCAAUUAGAUUACAAUUUGUUGAUCACAGAACAAACACAUCUGAGUAUCUGAGGGAGAAUAAGACAAACAGGUUAAACUCCCCCAAACAUUUGGAGGACCUCUGGGGACAAGAUCUCUGCUGAGCCCCAUUAUGAUAACUGGCCUCUGUUCGCAACCAUAAGAAGACUGCUGGAGGUAUUGCAUAAGAUGGCAGAGUGUAUCAUGGAGAUGGAACUUCCAAGGCUGAUGAAGGAAUCCAUUAGGCCAUGGGUUCUGCCAUAUCUCAGACAUGAGUGCACAGAUUCUUCAAAUAGAGAGGGUGACAAUCGCCAUGGAGAACAACUCAAACCUACAACCUAUGCACUCCCUGAUCUCCACUGCUUGAGCCACAGGCUUAGUAUAUUAGUGGGUAGUAAGGCGCACCCCUUCUACAAGGAGACAGAUGCCAUAUACACACAGAUUGAGCAGCCAAGUGCCAGCAACCCUGGACUUCUUCUAAGAGCGCCCUCAUGUGACCAGUCACUCCUGUCUGCCAUUGGCAUUAGAAAAGGCCAAGGAAAAUGGCCCAGCUCCGGUCCAAGAUACCCCAUUUAAUUGGAACCCUUCAGAGGACACCCAUCACAGUCAAACAGAAGGCUACACAACUCAAAGGCUGGACAACUACUGUAUGGUAUGACAUACAGCAUAAUCAGCAAAUUUGCUAUGACCAACAGCUGAAGGAAAUUAAUUUUUUUUGAAACUGUUGCUACCUUAUCAAAAUUCUUCCUUUUUUCAAUCAGUGUAACAUUUCUCUUCAUAUGUCUCUACAUGUAGCAAAAUAUUUUGGAGAAAUUACAAUGGAAGCUAAGGACUAUUCUUGGAUUCAAGAAAAGUACUGUGAAUCUCCUCUAACAGCUGAAGGUAUUUCUGAGACAAAUGAAAUUGAUUGUUGUGAGCUUGGAGCCAAAUGGAGACUAUGCAAAAAUAAAUUGAGCAAGGAAAAUACUAUGUCUUCAGAAACACAUUUCUCAGUUUUUCAGACUGAAGAUACUAUUUCUGACCAAAUGCUAAAUUUUUCUUUAAAUGGAAUAACAUGUGAAAACAAAUUUGGUGAUGCACAGGUUGUUGAAUCAGAUACCACUGCCAAUGCACAUGAAAGUUUGUUCAUGGAAAAAUAUAAUGGGGAUGACGCAUUACUCCCAAUCCCAAGCCAGAGCUGGAGUUACUUUGAGUCUUUCAUAAAUGAAAACAAAGAUGAAUUUUUAGACCUUUGUGCAACAAGUGACUUUUCAGCUAACUUAAUUAGUGAAGAAGACAGUGACAGCUUUUUGUUUGAUGAUGAAUCAACACUAAGUAAUGAUGUAUGUUCACUGAAGAUAAAGUAUGAAUCUUUUCAAGACAAUAUAAGAGAGAAAACUAAUGCUUUUCAAGAUGAUGCUCAAGUGCAUGUUUUUCCCAACAUGCAAUGUAAUGGAACCAAAAAAGAUGACAAAAGUCCCAUAAAAACUAAUUCUUCUGUUCAAGAAAAGCAAGGGGAACAUGACAGUCUAGAGCACUGCACCUUGUAUGAAUUAGAAAAUAACAAAUGUGUUCUCUCUGGUGUUUUUAUGGACAGUUGGAAAGACCGUGAGAAUCCAGUAGAUUCAGUCUGUUUAUCUUCAAUUCUAAAUGAAGAUAGAGAAAAUUGGGAGCUAUUAAGGAAAAGUACGAAAAGAUAUUCAAAUCAAACCAAUUAUACCUUGAGGGCAAAACGGCAGAUACGGUACAGCGAUGAUUAUUUGUAUGAUAUUGAUUCUUUAGAGACCAUGAAAUCUUUGGGCAAAAAGGAUCAUCUGGUAGAUGCUCCACAGGAAGAUGAUGAUGACUGGUACCCUCAAAAAAGGAAAAAACCUGGGAAAAAGGAACCACCUGUUAUUAUCAAAUAUAUCAUUGUUAAUCGGUUUAAGGGCCACAAAAACAUGCAUGUAAAAAUCUGUAGAUUAGAUUGCACAGAGAGACAAGUAUUACUGACUGAUGAAAUGGUAAAAAAAUAUAAAAAGCUUUCACCACUCAAGGAAUUUUGGUCUCCAAUUCCUAAUAAUUGUAAUGUGUGUCAUAACCAAGAAAAACUUGAUAAAAAACUGAAAGUCUGUUCUGGUGCUGGAAUGUCUUAUAUGUUCUUUUCUUCUAAAAAUAAAAAACAAACACUUGCCAAUGGGAUGUCAUCAAUUAAAAUAGGAUGCACUUUGAGUCACCAAAAAGACAAUGUCAUUGAAACAGAUGCUACAAAUACAGAAGUACCCAAGAAAGUACAAAAAUAUGAUAAGUCAGUUUAUGAAUUUACAGAUGAAAUAGAACUAAAGCGCAUCACCAUUCGGACUGUGAGUAAGACCAAUCAGUUAAGAGUCAUGCAUGAAGACUCUUCCUUAGAAAAGCUACAGAAGAAACACAACAUACCUUCAAAGAAAAGAAGAGCAAAUGGUCUGGUUGGUAAAAAUACCUGUGACAGAAAUUCUUUACAAAUUGCAAAUGAAAAGUCUCAAGUUCCAAAUGUAGACAUGCCCAAAAUUCCAGGUCAGUUGAAUUCUGCUUCUUCUUUACUUCACUUUAACAAUACUAGCUUACAUUCCCCAGCAUUCAGUGAUAAAUUAGAAGCUCAUAAUGGUUUACUUUCUCCAGUUCUAGCUACAAGUUUCCCAGACUAUUCUGCUUCUAAUACACGCCUGGCUCCAGAAGUCCUUGGAGAAUAUUUCCGAUCUCUGCUGCAUGGGGAAGAUUCCUCAGUUAAUGAAAACAUCCAAGAUUGCUCUCAACCUCCCAAUGCCAAAGGGCAGAACAAUGAAGGUGUAACAGAAAAUACAUAUUUUCCUUCAUUACAAAAACAAACUGAUGAAGCCUCCACAGGGAGCAACUAUAGUGAAUCAAAUACGCUUUAUUUGGCAGAAAAGCCAAACAUCCAGGAAGCUUGGGAUGUAGACACAGUGCAGAAUGUACAUCCACAGAGUGUAAUGGGAAAAGAUCAAAUUUCUUUGUGCACAGUUAACUCUCAGAAUGAGAGGCUGCAGUUUGGAGUUGAGAAUAGAACAAUUGUAAACAGUAACAUAAAUCAAUAUGGCUUGAAGAUGUCCAGUAAUCAAAAUGAAAUAAAUUCCAACUUCAGUCAAAAGGCAUCAAAAGAAGAAACAAAGCAACUGGUUCCUUCAAAAGACUCUCCAUGCAUUUUAGACAUUUCAAACUUUACACCAGCAAAAGUAAAGCAAGGUUCUUUUAAAUUUUCACAGGAAUAUACACCAAAAAUAGUCUCCACAACAGAAAAAUCUGAUAUUAAAUCUUUGGAGCAGUGCAACCAAACUCACCUUCCCAGUAAGACUACAUCACCAAAUUUGUAUAUAUAUCAAUGUCAGAUAUGUAGUGAACUAUCCCAUACAGAUAUCCACACUUACUACACCAAUAGUGACCCAACAUGUGUUUCCCUUUCACAACCUGUACAAUCUUCCAUUCAUCCACAAGCUUCUGAUAAUGUAAAUUCAAGUAAUUACAAUUAUUCAAAAAUUAAUAAAGCAAUAAAUUCCACAAGAAAAAGAUUUACAAAAUCAAAUGAAGGCUUUUGGGAGAAAACUGCUGUUCAGAAGAAGCAGAAAUGCAAUGAUGAGGUGAAAACCAUUAAAAUUGAGAGUUUUGAAAAGGACAGUGUAUCACCAGAGGAUUAUAAAGCCAUUUUAGUUCAAGGGAACUCUUCGGAUACAUUAUAUGCAAAUCAACUCUGCCAACAUGAAAAAAAAUAUAAAUCUGUAAAGGGAUUUACUAAUAAUGAUUCAGAAGUUUGUACAGAGCUUGUGCAGAAGGAGCUGAUGAAUUCAAAAACUAAACUUGCUAUAAAAGAACCAAAACUACAUCAAAAAGGUAAAUACUCAAUGGCGUCUGAAGAGUCCUAUGAUGGUGUAUCUCACAACAUUACUAGAGAAAGCAGACUGUUAAAUGGUGGUCAGAGAGAGUUUGAAGAACCUGGUAAUAUACUUUCCAACAUUGUUUCUGGAAUGGCAGCAGUUAAUCAGUUUAUGAUGGCUUCAGUGGAACCAGUCAUGAAUCAAAUGGCAGCAGUUAAUCAGCCUUUGGAAGUGCAAAAUCAUUCCAAAUGGAAACCAAAGCCAAUGCACAUAUUGCACAUUGGUACAAAAGAUCCGAAAAGGAAAUGUCCAGUGAGAAACUUAAUAUGUGAGGCCCACAUCCCACUGUUCAGCAGCGUAGUGGAGUUUUGACAGUGGCCUUUAACAGCAAGAACAUGCCCUAAAAUAAGGUAACUUUGUAACCCUUUUUAAAAAAGAAAAUUUGCUUUGUUCAUUCAGAAUUUAAUUUAUCUGAUCAUAAUUUGUCAAAUCUAAGUUUAAAGUAUUAACAGUUUAAACAUUGCAUUAUAAGGUAAUGUUUCUAUUAAAGGCUACUCAAGUUAUUUGGUGCUGCACAUAAUCAGGGAAUCUUUGAAACAUUUAUCAAUCUAAGCACAAUUUUAAUGGUCCAUCUUAGCAUGUGCCUUAUCCUGUAUUCCAGCAGUAGUGUUUUGAAAUAUUUUGUAAAUUUCUGCACGUACACAGCUGAAAGGUAAGAAUUUAAAAUGACUACACUUUCAAUAAAGUUAGAGAUCAGUACAAUCUUCUUCCGUCCUCCAAAAAAAUGUUGUCUUCUAGGUCAAUGUUUUAUUGCCUUAUUAAUCUAUUUUAACUAACUUUUGCAAGCAAUUUUGGACUGAUAACACUUCUCAGACUUUAUUAUUAGCUUGGUUUAUCUUCUUUACUGUUUAGUUCUGUCCAACCAGAUUAUACCACCUGUUUUCUUAUGCAGUUUUAUCACCUCAAAGAUCAGUAGUAAUAAAUUCUGUCCUGUUUAAAGGGUAUGCCAUUCUCACAGAUCUAUAUAUUUCCUAUCCAACAAAGCAAAAAUACAUUCAGGAAACUGGUGUAUUUUGGACAGGUUAUCUAAUGCUAAUUUGCUCUUCAAUCCUUCCAUCAACUCAGUCAUUCUUGUUACUUUCUUCUGUAUCCUUUCAAUAGAAGCAAUUUUUUUGUCCAGAAUUAUGCAAUGUUCGAAUGCCAGUUGCACCAAUGAUUUAUAAACCAGCAGGAUAACAUCACUAUGUCAGCAUAAUGCUAUCAUUUUAAUACAAUCCAGAUUUGAUUGUUUUGCUCACUACCACAAUAUUUUGUUCUGUCAACUUCAACUUAUUGUCAGUCAGAAGUUCCAAAUUAUCAUUUUCUAUCCAUAUUAUUUUAUUUGCCUUUAAUUGUCACUUUGUGCUUUUCUCCCAAGUCUUUCAUUUUGCAAUUUUUGCAUUGAAUUUUAUCUGUCUCCUGUCUGCCCAAUUUCCAAGUAUUUUUAAAUCUUUCAGUAACUUUGCAUGCUUAGCAUAACUGAACAACACAAACAGAACAUCACUUUCAGUUCUGUGACUGGAGUGGUUUUGAAGAAAUAAUACUUAAAAAUUUGGGGUUCUGCUGAAAUAUUGUAUACCAUUUGAAUUUUCUUUGUGGUAACUUUUUUGACAAAUGUAAAAUUUAUUAUGGACAAAAAUACUCCUUUCAUUUGAUAUUAACUCGAGACUUUGGAUUUGCCACCAAGUAAAUUUCUGUACCAAGACUCAUUUACUUGAUUCCUUGAAAAUGAAUCUUCAGAUUAAUUAUCAUUCACUUGCUGUAUCUAUUUGGACUUCUCAAGCUCACCUUAUUGAGAGAAAACUUUGGAAUGGUGAAGAAAAUAAUUUGUUAUAUAUGUGUUGUAAAGUUCAAAGCUUUACAUAAUUUUACCUAAACCUAAAAUGUAUUACCAAAGAGACUAAAUAAAUGAACACAAGCAGGAAAAACUCAAAUAUUACUUGACACACGUAUAUAUAAAAAGGGAAUCUAAACUUCAUUGUCACUUUCAUUGGUACUAGUCCAUCAUUCACAUAUUCUCUUGCAUUAGUAAAGUUAUGGAGGUCUUUGUUGAUUGUAACAUUGAUACUUAAUUUCAUUUAGUAUAUAUUCUGAUAUCUUCAGCAAUGUUUGGAUAACUGGGAUUCCUAAUUAUGUCCUGUGCAUGUAAGCAAAUGUGUGGUCUAUGUAUUAAAAACAGUUUCCACAUAGAACACAUCACCCAAAUUUCUGAGUACCGAACAGUGGAGUGCUUUUGUGUUUCAUUUGGCAGAAUUUUUAAAAAGACAUUUAAAACAAUGAAACCAAAUCAGUAGCAAGCGCACAGAAAAAUAAUGUAAAUUUUACCCAGAAUUAAACUGAUUUGAAGUGUUAGUUUGAAUCCGUUAGUGGUGACAUUCUUGAUACUGAGAGAAAAGUUAUACAGUAGGCCCAAGUCUUGUUCCAUAGAUAACCAGACAAUGUAGGUGACUGUUUCAGUGUGGUGCUACAUUGUCUUCUGAAUGUUACAGUAAAUCAAGAUUAUGUUUACUCAGGUGGAUGAAAAAGCUCCCAAGACACUCCCAAGAAUGUGGGAGUUCUGAAUCUGCAUUUUCUUCUUUUAGCAAUACAAUCUAAAAGAAAAUAAUUGCCUAAUCAUUUAUUCUCUUGCUGUUUUUGUGCAAAUUAGCUGGAGGGUUUGCACGCCUCGUUUUAACUGCACUUCAAAAAUUGGUUAUAAAUGACCUUGGUAGGUCCUGAGGCUGUGGCAUACCAUUAUAUAAUUGUAAAUUGUUUGUAACACUGAUUAGAUUCUUUUCUGUAAAGAAUGCCUUUAAAUCUGUUGUACAUCUUCAUUAAGGACAUUGAACAUGUAUUUUUCCAAAGCCAAUAUAUUUAAAAUUAUAUGAUUUCAGGUCAACUGUAUUUUCUUAUGACUAUUAAUGUGCCUUUUUUGCAUAUUAUGUUAGUUACAUUUUUUAAGGAUACGAACUGAUAACCAUUUCACCUUAUAAAAAACAUUUCAAUAUUUUAUUUUAGUUGGAAUUGUAAAUUUACUACAGACACUAACUUCUCCAGAGGUUGCAGGACCAUUCAUCUUUUGUUUUCUUUUAAACAAUUAACAAUUACAGCAAAAGUACAAAUACUAAUGGACAAUAACAUUUUAUUUUAAUGUAUAUUUUGACUGAAAAUGGUAACAUGAGUAGACCAGCUUAGUUUAGUCAGAGAUUUGCAAACAGAAAAUGCUGGAAAUACAUAGCAGCUCUGGCAUCAGAAAAUCAGUUAAUUAUAAUGAGGAAGUUCACAAACCUGAAAUGUUAAAGUUUUCUCUCUCCACAGAGAAUGACAGGCAUGCUGAUUCUAUCCAGCAUUUUCUGUUUCUUUUCAGAUUUCCAGCAUCCAUAAUAUUAUGUUUUUGUAUAAAUUAUUUUGAUAGCCUCAAGUUUUGGCACUUCUAGGCCUUUUAAGCCUAAUUUAUUUCUGUAUUUUAAAUCAAACUACUGACCAAGAGAGAUGCAUUUUCUGUAUACUUUUAUAGGCACUUUUGUACUCCAUCGAAUCUAUCUACGCACAUCUGUUUUUUGGGGGGGGAUUCUAACAAGUAUCAACAUUAUCAUCAUACUGCUAAUAGACUAAUCUGUUAAAUCUGCUUUUUCUGGUUGGUUAAUAAAGUGCAUCCAUUCAUAAGUAAAUCAUAGAAUCCAUAUUAUAUAUUUCAAUUAAAAGAUGUAAUCUUUGCAAAAAUUGUUUCAGACAUAUUAACAUGGCCUUCAAACGAUGUGAUACUGUGAAAUUUGCAUUGUGCAGGUUUUUGAAUAUAAAAGCAUUUUGCUUUCAGACUUGUGAGCUGCCUCUUCUACUCAGGGUUGUAUUUUGUUUAGAAGGCUGAACAACUUCUGAAUUGAACAUAGGUACUGGGGUACAGAAGCCACAUUCCAUAUUUUAUCCUUAACUGUGCUUGCACUGCUGAGAAAGGACACUGGCAGUUUAACCUUGCAUAGUGAUUUUGUCCUUUAUUCAUAGUUUAUAAUCAGUUUUAAUGUUAUUUGACACGUAGCAUGACUGUUAAUUUUUUUAUAAAUUCUACUUUAUUUGUUACAUGAUUUGUUUUGAUUAUUAAAGCCUUAUCAAAUAAAGUAUGGCUUGU